AUGUGCUACGCUGCCUCCUUCGACGGGCUGCCGCCGUCGCCGCUACGCGUGCUGCUCAUCGACAACUUCGACAGCUAUACUCAAAAUCUCUACCACGCCCUCGCACAGAGCGGCUGCGAGGUGAUCGUGAAGAACAAUCAGUUCGCCAGCUGGGACGCGCUCUGCUCAGCGCUCCCGCCCUUUGCAGCAGUGGUCAUAUCUCCGGGGCCAGGUAGUCCAGCGAAUGCUGCCGACUUUGGCGUCUGCAGCGAGGCCUACGACGCAGGCCUGCCACUCUUCGGCGUGUGCCUCGGCCACCAGGGCCUGGCGCUGUCGGUGGGCGCGACGGUCGGUCUUGCUUCGGAGCCGAUGCACGGCCGGCUCUCCGACGUCACCCACGCCGGCUGCGAGCUCUUUGCGG
Molecule: messenger RNA, 400 nt
Organism: Emiliania huxleyi CCMP1516
Lineage: Eukaryota; Haptophyta; Isochrysidales; Noelaerhabdaceae
Exons: 2
Biological process (GO): L-tryptophan biosynthetic process
Cellular component (GO): cytosol
Source: RefSeq, a predicted model, not a curated record